GUGUAAACAGAUGUGAAAGGUUACAUUAUUUUACGUCUAAAUUGAUUUAUUCGGCUGUUUUACAAUUAGAAACAGAUUUAAGAAGAAAAGGUGAAUGUAAAUUUAUCUUGUGUAAGUCGAGAUGAAAGAUGCUUGAAUUACACGUAUGAAGAAAAAUUGGCAGGAUGCCAAAAGUUGUGUUCCCUUGUGACUUUGAACACUGGUGGCGUGUUAAAGACAAACUGCAUCAGCUAAAGGAAGAUUGUCUUCAGAGGGAAGAUUUUGAUGUGCAAGCUAUUGCUGAAGCCCAUCAAAUAGUUGUAGAUGUUAAUCAGGGUGUCUUUAUAACAGAACAUGUCAACUGGGGAGAAACUGUGUACUAUGGUCUAGUUAAAUAUUUCCGUAAACAUGCAACUGUUGAAGAAAGGAGACAGUUUGUUAAGAUUACAUUUCCAUCGAUCAUUGACCUUGGAUUAGACAUUGAGGCUCUGCAUCCAACAGAUGGGAUUGAUAUAAAUGAACAGCAAAAAGGAGAAACAAGAGAAAUUGAUAGAAAUCUGUGCUGUUCUAUCGUGGCAUGUGGAUUCCUGUGUUUGUUUCCGGCAGAAAACAGGGGCUGGGGAACAAAACUUAACCAGAUCAACUUUAACAAGUUCUUUGCCAAUUUACCCAUACCUUCACAGAAUGCGAAGUUGAGAUGCAUUCUUCACUUCUUUGAGAGGGUGACGGCUGAGAGGAACAGACUGCACGGGGCACUUCUGUUUACAAGACAGGUUAUCAAAAAAGAAGAGUUACCUACCUUGGACACAUGGCUUAACUGUAAUUCAGAUCUCUGCCAUGUUGACGUACGACCUGAUGGGUUAAUAGAGGAUGCUGGCUGUAACACUGUUGAGGUUGAUUUUGCAAAUCGGUACAUUGGAGGCGGAGUACUCAGUAGGGGACGAGUGCAAGAAGAAAUCCGCUUCACAGUAUGUCCAGAGUUAAUAGUAUCCUUGCUCUUUAUGGAGGUAAUGGAGGAAAAUGAGGCCAUUAUCAUACAAGGUUAUGAGCAGUUUUCUGCAGUUCAGGGUUAUGCCUCGGAUUUGAGAUUUGCUGGAGAUCACAGGGAUAAGGCUGAGAUUGACGAACAUGGGAAUUUGAAGAAUAUGCUGUGUGCAAUAGAUGCCGUGUCAUACAGACAUGAAAGUAAAACUACAUGCCAGUACCAGGAUCAGAAUGUGCUGAGAGAUCUAAAUAAGGCUUUUACAGGGUUUAACACACCUUUUAUACUUCCUCCUGGUGUGUGUGCUAGAAGUUUGAGUGAGGAAAGUUACGUCACUGCCAAGGAGAGUGAAGAUAGCGAAACAGAAAGUGAUGGAGAACAAGAGUUACUACAUAGGCAACAGAUUGAUAUAUUUGUUGAAGAGCUUCUUCAAGGAGCAAUCACUCUUGCUUUAACUGAUGCAACCAAAGUUAUCUCUAGCAGAGAAGAGCGGCAUGAACUGCCACCCAGUGGUGGUGAACACUACUUUCACAGACAAUCAAGCAUGGAUCAUUUGGAGGUGAACUUUAGAGACUGGUAUGCAAAUUACCGACGCAGGAGUUCCAAUCUGAGUGAUCUCAGCUCUCGUCGUAGCAGUUACGAUUUAGCCUCACGCAGAAGCAGCGCUUGUAGUGCCAGAGGUUAUAGUUCAGAAUACAGUUCUGAGUUUGAAGAGUAUUAUGACAAUUUUCAGCAACAGGAACAAAAAUAUAAAUAUCAUACCAUUAAAGAAGAAGUGGGCACAUCAGUUGUUAGUGAAUUUGCCUCAUCAUUAGCCGCAAGUUUACUCAGACAAGGAGCUGAAGAAGCAUCAGGAUUCGUGCCAUGUGAAUUCCAUGGCAGUCGACCCAGUUAUAACAUUCAGCGACCUUUACCAGUAAGGGUAUCAACGGCAAGUUUGUCAACUUUAGAUUCUGUAGAAAAUGAAGACGCUAUUGUAAGAGAAGAUUGUAUUAGACAAUACGUUGAUAACAUGUUUGAAACUAUUUGGCCAUUUAGUGACAAUCAUCUAGAAUGUGAAGGUGAAAUACUUCCGUGUGUAGAAAUCAAACAAAGGAUUUUGGAAAAUAGGAAUGAGGGUUUAAACUUUAUUGAAACUAGUGAACAGAAAGAAGAACAGAUAGAUGAUGGAGAUAAUUUUGAAAUAGAAGAGAAAAAAGUUUCAACUGAUGUAAUAGAUGAAAAUGAUGAAGGUCUGUUAUUAGCAGUGGCAGAUCGGAUUGUUGCCAUAGCCUUUCAAGAGGCAUUGUUUGAAUAUCAAUAUUUAAUGUGUAGUUUUGAUAAGGGCAACACACUUCAUAUAUCAAGUGUUUCUGAGAGUAGCCAAUCAGAUCAUUCCAUUGAUACCAAGGACCAACCAGAAUUAAGCUCAUCUGAAAGUAGCCAGUCAAAGAACAAGAAAAGUUUCAAUUCAGAUUUAGAUCCAGCUUUUAAGGUAGCUGAAAAAAUGCUAUCUGGACUUUUUAGUAAGAAAGAAUCUGAAUUACCCACAAACCUUAGCCCACAAACAAUGGUAUUGGAGAACCAAAGCAAUAUUCCUAAACAAGACAUCUGUGAUACUAAUUUAUUGGUUGUAGAUAGUACCUCUCCCAGGUCACAUUCCAGUAGUUCUGAUGACAGUGAGCUCUCGGCUUCAAAAAGGCGGGAAAUGUUUAGUAGGAUAGCUGAUAAAGUUUCAGUUGGUGGUCUAACCACAAAAAUUGAUAGCGAAGAUAAACAGUCAUCCAUUGAUGUUGCAGCUAGUUCUUUAAAUCAAUCUUCUGACUCUUCACAAAGUGAUUCUAGCGUAGGUAGACAAUUGUUACCAACCCAUCCAGCACACUGUGAUUAUAAAGAACUGUCUAGUCAAUUGAAGUCACACAGCCCUACAAAUUGGGGUGGCGAGUUCCGAAAUAAGUCGAGCAGUAGUGAGUCCAAGUCAUCGGAUUCAAAAUCAUCGGACAUUGCAAUAAAGCCAGUUGGUAAUGAAAUUAAAACUUCAAGUUUGCUUUCCCCGAAAAAGUAUCCCAUUUCCACCAGUAAUUCUGAAAGAAGGUCGGUGCAUUCUUCGUUUUCACAGAAAUCAGUUGAUAGUAACGAUCGAAAUAAAUUAUUAGAUUCAAGAUCAUCUGUUCGUAGAGAAUUUCCAAAUGUGGAAGCUGCUAGCCAAGACUUAAGUUUGCUAGCCCCAGGAUCUCGUAGUGGGUCGAAAAAUCAGACAGGGACCAAAGUUAAUAAAUUACAUCACCUGACACCACAGCAUGCAAGACUAGUGAUGAAACCAGGUCAUUACUUUGUCACAGGCAAUAAAAAGAAUUAUGAUCAAUUUGCAAACAGUCUUUCCCGUGAUCUGUUGACAAAUGCUUUUCUUCAAGUUCAAGAACAUAAUGAGCCAGUGGCAUAUCCUCGCCGAAGUAGCGAGCCAAUGCAGAUAUCCAAUGGUGCAGCACUGCAGCGAUACGAACAUUCUUUCCAUACGGUAAAUGGAAAGAGGAGCCAGAAAAGCAAAACAGAUGAAGAUAUCCCUUUAUUUAAAGAUGACUGGAUACAACAGUAUAACUCUAAAUCUUCUAGUGGUUUUAGAGAUCCAGUUUUAUCAAGAUUUGCUGAAGAGCUUAUGAAGGCAAAUGUCUCUGUGCCGCCACUACAACUUCCUGUUGCCGGGGACAACACCAGCAUCAGUGGUUCCAGUCACUCGGUUUGUAGCACAAUCAGCUCAUUCAGAGACCCACUGUUGGCAUCAUUUGAAGAGGAACUCAUAAACUCUGCUGAUAAAAAGUCCGCUAAAACUCAGACUUCGUGGUCAAGGGCACGAGGCUCAAUGUGUUCACCAAGACUUAGUGGAAAUAGUAAUAGUUCAAGUAGUAGAGAAAGCAAAAAACAACUUGGCGUUAGCAUGUCCAUGGAUAGUGAAACAAGUUACAUGUCAAAUAAAUCCAGUAAUGCCCUACCAAAAACAGUGUCUGAAUAUGCUGAAACUUUAUCUAGAAGAAUUUUUUGUGAAGCAUUGACAAUCAUUUAUAGAGCAUCGUCAAGUUCUGGCGAUUCUGAUCAAGAGGAAGUUCCAAUUUAUAUGGAAUUGUACAGUGAUAUGUUGGCAACAAGCAUUUUAAAGUCAGCAGUGCAGACUCAGAUGAUGGGCCCUGAUUGGUUCGAUCAGAGCAAAGUGGUCACGUGGUCCGAGGAAACUGAAUGUGUACAUUAUAAUGAAGCGGACAAUUUGGAAAGUCCCGAUCAAGAUAGUGGCAGAGACAGGACUGAAAGUUGUUCAGAGUCAGUUAGAAGUUCUGGAGAGUUUGAAGAUGCUUUAGACAUUCCAUAUCAACGUUUGGAGGAGUUUGCUGACGUUCUUGCCUCCAAAGUUCUCAUCAACUCAGUGGCAAUAUCAAGACGAGAAUAUAUGUGUUCAUUGAGGGGGCAGUAUGGACGACCUAUUGCUACAGGCAACUGGGGUUGUGGUGCAUUCGGAGGCGAUCCUCAUUUGAAGUCACUUUUACAGUGGAUGGCAGCCAGUUAUGCAGGAUGUCCCUGUUUGUUGUACUAUACUUUCCGAAAUCCACACAUGGACAAGUUGCAAGAAGUUGUUAGUACAGUUAUAGAACGUGGCUGGGAUGUUUCCAAACUGAUGCAGGUGGUGAGACGCUACUGUAUUAUUGCACAGAACGAACUCGACGAACAGGGAUUUAUUUCACGAGAAUUAUUUGAUAUUAUUUUGCAGGGUGAAAUAUUCCCUGGAGUGUGAAACAAAAAUUUUGGACAUCAACAUGUGCAAUGCAGUACAUGCAUUUAUCUAUUUUAAGGUAGUGAAUUUGUUUUGACAAUUGGCAUUUUCUGAUUUAUUUUAUACAUGUACUGACUAUGUGAUUUUCCUGUUUUCUGGUUGGUUCAGAAAGCCAUGUGCCACUUGGAAUUAAUUUAAUUGCAAAAAAAAAAUUGUACCACUAAAUAGAAUACGAAAAGACCAAACAGAAUGGACAGAAACUGCCGAGUGUUACUACAGGUCCGCUACCUUAAGACCAUUUAAUUUCUUGUUAGUAUGUGUUGCUUUGUAGAAAAUCCAAGAUUUUUUAGAUUCUAAAUUUCACUUUAUAGAAAAAUAAUGCACAAAUUAUUUUACAACUUUUUAAAUUUUCAAAAAUUAAAUUUUACUUUAUAUUUCUUUAAAAGUUCGGUAUUUAUUAACAGUGUUUCAGUACAGUGGUGUUGGAGACAUAUUGAUUUACUCCUGUCUAUUUGUCUGUCACAAAGCUUGUCCGGGCUCUAAGUUGAACAUUUCUCACCCAAUCUUCACCAAACUUUAACAAAAUGUGUUUGCCAAUAAGUCCUCGGCCAAGUUCGAUAACUAGCCAAAAUGGCACAGGCACAUCGGAAUUAUGGCCCUUAAACAUAAUUACCGAUACACAGUUGUAGACUGGUUACUCCAACUCCAACAGAUACCAAUAGGCUGCAAACAGUAUAUAAAGACAGGCUUACUAUUCAGAUGAUUAGGCAGUCAUGGGAGACAUGCGCUUUUCUCAAAAGCAGCUCUAGUUUCAUUCAUGAUUUUCAAACAUUGAAAGCAAUUCUUUCACACAGUGUUUGUGAAAUUAGUCUUUUGAAAAAUUGAUAAAAUUUUGUUUUGCAUAAAUGACCUUUGGCAUAAACAUAUUUACAUAUUUAUUAUCACAUGUUUAGUGAAUUGUUGAAAUAUGCCAGAGAAAUAUAUCAGGAUCUGUUAAUUUUAGAAUGAAAAAUAUAUUCAAUACUUUUAAUAUAUUUUCCUUGUUACAAAAUUGGUAAAAUUAAACAAUUGAAAAGAAAAAAUGAAAUGAAACUGCACAGUUUGGAAUAGGGUAGAUACAGAAAUAUAGCUACAUAUAAACAUCUGUGCACAUUAUGUAACCAACAAGGAAUUGAAGAUGAAUUCCAUUUUACCUUGGAAUGCCCUGUCUACAGUGAUUUUCGUGUGCUGUUUAUAUAGAGGUACAGACCUAGAAUGUUUAAAUUCAUUCAAUUAUUAAUAUCUAAGAAUAGAGAGAUUUACCUCUAAAUAUUGUCACAGAUUACAUAUAAUUACAUUUUCAAUUUGUGUAAAAAAUACACAAGAAAUUCAUGACCAUUUAUUGACUGAUUAUUUAUUGUGCUACAUGCCAAUUUUAUUUUAGUCUGUUAAAAGUGUUCAGGAAAUCAGAAAAAUUAUUAUUAGGUAAAAUAAGAAAGCAGUUUCAUACAGAUUUAGUGUUUUGGAUAUUAAUUGAUUUGAUAAAACGAGUUAGUUUAUGCUAAUGGUCUACAAGUCAAAGAUUUUAACCAGACUAUUUCCUUGCAUAAAAAUUAUGCAAACUAAUUAUUUUCUGUUGUGAUAUUUCACAUCAAAUCUGUUUAAGAUUUCAAUCUUAAAAUUAGCCUUCUUAACAUUUGUUAUAUUUAAAACACAUGGACAAUUUUAGACUACUGUUUGGAGAAAAACAAGUGCAAGGGUAAAAAGUACAACAAAAAUAUACCGGUAACUAGAAAUUUAACAGACAGUAAGGAAGAUUAUGAUGGUUCAUUGGUUUGAUGCAGUUGUGUUACUUAUGUAGCUGUAGCUACUACAUCUGUGAGCAAAGAGAAUGGUAAUUAUUAGUUACUGUAAAGUCAGAUGUUUUGGGGAUGUUAAAAGUACUGGUAGGCUAUAUCAAAAAUUGGACUUUGUCAGCAAAAUUUAAUAUUCAUUAUACUGCCAUCUUUUGAAAAAUGACCACUUAUUUGUGUAUAUUAUUGCACUUCAGACAGUAUUUUUUUUUUGCAAAUAAAGUGGACACAUCAAAGGACAUUGCUUAUUUGUGUAUAUUAUUGCACUUCAGACAGUAUUUUUUUUUUCCAAAUAAAGUGGACACAUCAAAGAACAGAUUGUACCAGCUUAUUAUUAACAUAGUCGCCAUUGGAUUGUCUUUCAGAACUAGUAAAAUUGUCAGUUUCACAAAAAUGAUUGGAUUAAUGGAAAGUGUAAAAAAUGGAGAGAACUAGUCCUUUGUGAAUAUUUCUAAUAUGGAAGUACUUUCAUUAUAGCUUGUAGAUCUUCAUUGUUUAAAUUGCUGUGUUUUUUGUCUUUCUGUACAAUUAUGUUUUGUUUCCUCAUUUCUCCUAAAAUGCAAUAUUAUAUAUGUUAAUGAGUAUUACAAGUCUAAUUUUUUGUACAUUUAUAUGUUUAUUAAUUAAGAAAAUGUAAAAUUAACGUUGAUUAGGGUAUUAACAGACGAAAGAUCAUUGCUUCAAAUCACUAACUCUUUAAGGUUCUUAUAAGUUCACUUUCAUCCUUAAGCCACAGGAAUGCUUGUCAUUUCUAAUGAAAAGAUCGGUCAGGUUUAUAUCAUAUGACUUUUCCCAAGCCAAACAAAAUAUAGGACCUCAAAAAGGUAUUACCAGUCAAGUCUAGGUAUUAUUUGACAAUACAAACAUUCCUGAUUAAAUACUAUCAAAUUAAGUUACCGGUACACAUAUGUAGCAAAGUUUUUGGUUGUAAAGCAGUUUCCAGAGAUUCGUCUUACCUUUCUGCACAAAAGUAAUAGGCUGCAAAUUAAAUAUGACUUAUUAAUCGACUUGUCCAAUAACCAGCUUGAUGUUUAGAUAUGCUUAAUAUACAUCCAAAAAUUGGGGGAAUUAAGUCAGGUUACUCAAAUGAAUUUUUCAGAAAUUUAGUGUUUCAUAUUUCAUAUUUUUUGUAAACUGUUUGACAUAUGGCAUUUAAACUUUUAUCACUUGUUUAUUAUUAGAGUCUCUACCUGUAGGCAAGAGUACAUAACUCUGUCAAAUAGUUUGGCUGAAUUAUGGCCCUUUUUAGACUUGGAAAUUAAAUUGGUUCAGUUUUUGUUCAUGUGCAUGUUUUGUCAAACUAUUUGACAUGUGGCUUUGAAACUUUAAACACUUGUUUAUUAUAACAGUCUCUAUCACUAGGCAAGAGUACAUAACUCUACCAAGUAUUUUGGCUGAAUUAUGGCCCUUUUUGGACUUGGAAAUUGGUUCAGUUUUCUUACAAGUCCAUGUUUUGUCAAAACUAUUUGACAUGUCACUUUGAAACUUUAAACAUUAUUUUUAUUUUAACAGUCUCUGUAGGCAAGAGUACAUUACUCUGCCAAAUAUUUUUGUUAAAUUAUGGCCCUUUUUGGACUUGGAAAUUGGUUCAGUUUUUCAUACAAGUCAAUGUUUGUCAAAACUAUUUGACGCGUGGCUUUGAAAGUCAAGGGUAUUAAACUAUGGCAGAUAUUUGGCGGAAUUUUGGCGCAUUUUGAACUUGCAGAUUGGUUCAGUUUUCUUACAAGUCCAUGUUUUUUGUAAACUGUUUGACUUUGGCUUUGAACUUUUAUCACUUAUUUAUUAUGCCCCCCUUCGAAGAAGGAGGGGUAUAUUGUUUUGCAGAUGUCGGUCGGUCUGUAUGUAGACCAAUCUGUUUCCAGAUGAUAACUCAAGAAUGCUUGGGCCUAGAAUCAUGAAAGUUGAUAGAGAGGUUGAUCAUCACCAGCAGAUGACCCGUAUUGAUUUUGAGAUCUGUAUGUCAAAGGUCAAGGUCACAGUGACCCUGAUUAGUAAAACGGUUUCCGGAUGAUAACGCAAGAACGCUUGGGCCUAGGAUCAUGAAAGUUGAUAGGAAGGUUGGUCAUCACCAGCAGAUGACCCCUAUUUAUUUUGAGGCCAGUAUGUCAAAGGUCAAGGUCACAGUGACCCUGAACAGUAAAACGGUUUCCGGAUGGUAACUCAAGAAUGCUUGGGCCUAGGAUCGUGAUUAUUGAUAGGGAGGUUGGUCAUGACCAGCAGAUGACCCCUAUUGAUUUUGAAAGGUCAAGGUCACAGUGACCAGGAACAGUAAAAUGGUUUCCGGGCAAUAACUCAAGAACGCUUAGGCCUAUUGUCAAGAAAAUUGAUAGUGAGGUUGGUCAUGACCAGUAGAUGACCCAUAUUGAUUUUGAGGUCAUUAGGUCAAAGGUCAAGGUCAUAUUUGCCUGGAACAGUUAAACAGUUUCUGAUAUUCUUGUCCAAAACCACAGGGCCUAGGGCUUUGAUAUUUGGUAUGUAGCAAAAUCUAGUGGUCCUCUACCAAGAUUGUUAAGAUUAUUUCCCUGGGGUCAAAUAAGGCCCCACCCCGGGAGUCACAUGGUUAAUAUAGACUUAUAUAGGAAAAAACUUUGAAAAACCUCUUGUACAAAACCACAGGUUUAGGGCUUUGAUAUUUUGUAUAUGACAUCGUCUAGUGGUCCUCUACUAAGAUUGUCCAAAUUAUUCCUCUAGGGUCAAAUAUGGCCCCGCCCUGGGGGUCGCAUGGUUUACAUAGACUUAAUAGGGAAAAACUUUGAAAAUCUUCCUGUCCAAACCACAAAGACUAGGGCUUUGAUAUUUGUAAUGUAGCAUCAUCUGGUGGUUUUCUACCAAGUUUGUUCAAAUUAUCCCUCUGGGGUCAAAUAUGGACCACCCCGGGGGUCACAUGGUUCAUAUAGACUUAUAUAGGGAAAAACUUAGAAUCUUCAUGUCUAUAACAUGAACCUUGACAUGAGUUGACCUUGAUCUUGACCUAGUGACCUACUUUCACAUUUCUGUAGCUACAGCCUUUGUGUACCAUAACAAACUUUGACCUUGUUAUUGACCUAGUGACCUACUUACACAUUUUUGAAGGUACAGGCUUCAAAUUUGGACCACAUGCAUAGUUUUGUGUUCCGAAAUAAAAUUUGACCUUGGUUUUGACCUAGUGACCUACUUUCACAUUUCUCAAGCUACAAAUUCAAAUUUGGACCUUAUGCAUAGCUUUGUUUACCGAAAUGAACUUUGACAUUGAUUUUUACAUAGUAUCUGCUUUCACAUUUCUCAGGCUACAGCCUCCAGAUUUGAAGCAUGUGCAUAGUUCUGUCUUCUGAAAUGAACUUUGACCUUGAAAUUGAUCUAGUGACCUAUUUUCACAUUUCUCAAGCCACAGCUUUCAAAUUUGGACCACAUGCACAAUGUUUUGUACCGAAAUGAAAUUUAACCUUGAUUUUGAUCUUGAGCUAGUCUUGAAAUUUAGAACAUUAAAAAAUGGCUCAGUGAUCGGUGCCAAGAUCACUCUGUGAUCUCUUGUUAGGUUAAUAGGUUAAAGGUCAAGGUCAGAUUGGACCAGAACAGUAGAACUUUUGUUUACAGUGAGCUUAUAAUUUUUGUUCCUUGUGCAAUUACUGAAUGCAUCAAGGGGGGCAUUUCGUGUUCGACGAGCUCUUGUUAUAAAGUCUAAAGUUUGAAAGCAAUCUUCUCAAUAAGCAAGGCAAUAUUUUACAGGGAUAUACAGGUGGUAAAGUGGAUGGAAACAUUUAACACCUUACGAUUAUUGUAAUGAUUUUUCUUGCAUAUUGACAUAAAUAGUUUAACAGAUAGACUAUUUUUUACUUUGACAUCAUGUAAACUUGACAUAUGUUUGUCACGUUUUGGUAAAAUUCCUAUAAAAUACUGUUUUCUACAUUUCAUUUUCAAGUUCCCUUUAUUUUUGCUAAGACAAAGUAAAAUAAAUCUUGAUGGUUAAAUUCUACAUCAGAUAAUUUGCAAUGCUUUUGUAAUUUAAUAUAGUCAUAAAGUAAUGCUUGUAGCAAGAUUUAAAUUCCCCCUUCCAAGUGUGAAUAAAACAUGGAUGUAUUUCAAGGAUUUAUAAUUGUUUAUCCCUGUAAAGAUAAUACAGGUUAAAAUGUUUUCAAAAUUUGACACAUUUCUACUGUAACAGUAGUUUUAAUGUGUAUUUUAUAAAAAGUUAUUUAUAUGUAUUGUGUUAUUUGUUUGUGCAAAUGAUUUUAUAAACAUUUGUGUUAUUUUUACCUAUAGCAGUAUUUCUUUACUAGAUGAGUCACCAUCCUAAUUAUACCCUCACAAAACGAAGUUUGGGUGUGUAUAAAGGAGUGAGCUUGUCGGUUGGUCGUUCUGUCGGUCCGUUGGUUUUCAUGGUUUCCGGACGAUAACUCAUGAAAGGCUUGACAGAUUUAAAUAAUUUUUGGUACAAGGAUGUAACAUCAGAAGAUACAGGUCAAGUUCGACUUUGGGGUCAGUAGGUCAAAGGUCAAGGUCACGGUGACUUGGAACAGUUAAACAGUUUCCGGAUGAUAACUUCAGAACGCUUGGGUCUAGGAUCAUAUUUUUUGUACACAGAUGUAACCUGAUAAAAUACAGGUCAAAUUCGACUUUAGGGUCAGUAGGUCAAAGGUCAAGGUCACAGUGAUCCUGAACAGUAAUACAGUUUCCGGAUGAUAACUUGAGAACGCUUGGGAUUUUGUACAUGGGUGUAAUAUCAUGAAAUACAGGUCAAGUUCUACUUUGAGGUCAGUAGGUCAAAGGUCACAGUGACUCGAAACAGUUAUAUGGUUUCUGGUUGAUAACUUGAGAACUGUUGGGUCUAGGAUCUUAAUUGUUUGUACACGGAUGUAACUUGAUAAAAUAGAAGUCAAGUUCGACUUUGAAGUUAGUAGGUCAAAGGUCAAGGUCACAAUGACAUGAAACAGUUAACCAGUUUCCGGAUGAUAACUUGAGAAUGCUUGGGCCUAGGAUCAUGAAAAUUGAUAGGGAGUUUGGUUAUGACCAGCUGAUGACCCCUUAUGAUUUUGAGGUCAGUAGGUCACAGGUCAAGGUCACAGCGACCUGGAACAUUAAAAAUGGUUUUUGGACAAUAACUUCAGAAUACUUCGGACUAGGAUCACGGAACUUCAUAGUGAGGUUGGUCAUGACCAGCAGAUGACCUGUAUUGAUUUUGAGGUCAGUAGGUCAAAGGUCAAACAAGUUCUGCUUUAAAAUUGGCUUAGUUCUGUGUGACAAGGCUAUAUUGUGGGGGUAUAAUUCGUCACUCAUGUGACAACUCUAGUUUGAGUAAUUUUAGAAAGGGAGCUAUUGAUAUGCGAGUCUUAAGUGAAUGUUACAUUCUUAUGUGAUUUAUGUAACAUACAUAAUAUAAGCAUAACAUAAGCAUAUUACAAGCAUAACAAGAUAUGUAACAUAUGUGCAAUAUGUUACAUAAAUAUUUGUAUUAAAUGUGUUGUUUCUUUUGUACUUUUUGUGUGCAUAUGUAAUGUAAGUUUCAUUGGUGUGUUAAGUUUGUUAUGUUAUACAUAUUGCAGUAUUUCUAGAUAGAACCUUGAAGUCUCUUCUCCAUUUUGUCAAAAUUGAUAAUAGAUAAAGUGCUGUAGUCAUUGUUUGUGCUUAACCUUUAGCUUGCUGGUGGCAAGUGAUUUUGCCUUUGCAACCAGUCCAGACCAAGAUCAGUGUACUUUUCGCUAUUUUCAGUGAAUACCCCUUUGAAUAAUAAGUGGUACUGCCCAAAUUGAAUGAUAGACCAGUCCAUUUUAGAAAUGUAGCAGGGUAAAGGUUAAGGAGCACACAAUAGUUUAUAAUACACCUCCAGAUUUAUGCUUCUUUCUCAAAAUAGUGCUUUCGUUUUUGUUAGUAAUUGUUAAUGUAAAAGGAAGAUGAACUAAGUAUUUAUUUACAAAAGCUCUCAUGCAGUGUUUGUUAAUUAUGUAUAUUUUAUAUUACACAAUUGAAGAGUUUAAUUUUAACACAAGCAAAAAUUGUGUCAAUAUUUUUCACCUCCUUGAAAAUUACUCAAUCCUGGCAAUAAAAAAAAACAAAUGAAA
Messenger RNA from Mercenaria mercenaria, 12567 nucleotides. RefSeq lists its product as uncharacterized. The coding region runs from base 165 to 4721 and encodes 1518 amino acids. Lineage: Eukaryota; Metazoa; Mollusca; Bivalvia; Venerida; Veneridae. The transcript is spliced from 14 exons. Gene Ontology annotation, molecular function: poly(ADP-ribose) glycohydrolase activity. Gene Ontology annotation, biological process: carbohydrate metabolic process; regulation of DNA repair; ATP generation from poly-ADP-D-ribose. Gene Ontology annotation, cellular component: cytoplasm; nucleus. The record is from RefSeq and is a predicted model, not a curated record.